UUAAUAUGCAAAUAAAAAAUUCACAAGAUCAUUCAUCAUCAAUAAACAGUACUUUGGAGUUUCAGAGUAGCAUUGAUAGUUAUACCAUUAUAUUUAAUGCUACACAGCUUGCAACUGAGCUCAACUUGAUAAAUCCGACUAAUAUUACUGCUCUCUUGCUUCCUUUUGAUGAUGAUGAUCUCCUUGUCUCCAUCUCUCCUGCUACAUUAAACAUUACAAUGUCAAGUGAAUCUCCAAUACCUUCUUUAGCUAGCAAUACCGGUACAUAUUCUCAGUCCAGUAUGUAUUCUCAGUCUGGUAUGUACUCUCAGUCCAGUACAUAUUCUCAGUCCAGUACGUAUUCUCAGUCCAGUACAUAUUCUCAGUCCAGUACAUAUUCUCAGUCCAGUACGUAUUCUCAGUCCAGUACGUAUUCUCAGUCCAGUACGUAUUCUCAGUCCGGUACAUAUUCUCAGUAUUCUGAUGCAGCCACUAAUUACUGUACUCCAUCAGUAUCUAUUACAACCACCACAAGUACAUUAUUUUUAACUGUUCAACAGCCAGCAAGUACAGUAUAUGUGACUGUUCAACCCACAAGAAGCAUUACUGGUAGUACAGUGUAUGUGACAGUUCAACCGACUGAUGCAGUAUCUACACAAGCUAGCAGUGACAGUAUCAAUAGUUCUAUCAUUGGUGGACUCUUUGUUGUUAUUGUAAUUGUUAUUACUAUUAUCAGCAUCAUUGCUGCAAUUAUUAUGUACAGGUGUGGCAAGAAAACUGGUCAAAUGGAGAGCAUUCAAAUCACUUCUACUACCACAGAAAUGAAGAGGGUUCCAUACGGCAUUACUAAUCCAGCUGCUAUUGAUUCACAAACUUCAGAGAGUCCUCAAGAAAUGUAUACUGAAAUGGCAUCAGUUAAUCCUCCUCCUCCUUCAAUGAAGUCCAACACUAUUUCGUACUCGCACUUAAAUCAAUAUCGUAAUGUUGCCACUAGCAAUCCUCACCCCAGGACAUACAGUAUGAUAAAUACUGCUACAAUGGAUAGACCAACCGCAUAUGCUAAUGUUACUAGUCCUCUUCCACCUCCUCCACAAAUAGUAGGAGAUUUACCUGAUCCUUUAAAUGAAGAAGAAGAAAUAUAUGAAGACAUGACAGCAACUGCACUGUAAACAUUUAUUUUUAUUGCUACUAUCAGACAUUUAGUUUUGCUUU
Molecule: messenger RNA, 1191 nt
Organism: Amphimedon queenslandica
Lineage: Eukaryota; Metazoa; Porifera; Demospongiae; Haplosclerida; Niphatidae
Exons: 2
Coding region: 6-1148 (380 amino acids)
Source: RefSeq, a predicted model, not a curated record